Messenger RNA from Petromyzon marinus (sea lamprey), 4828 nucleotides. Its product is annotated as E3 ubiquitin/ISG15 ligase TRIM25-like. Lineage: Eukaryota; Metazoa; Chordata; Hyperoartia; Petromyzontiformes; Petromyzontidae. Gene Ontology annotation, molecular function: protein binding; zinc ion binding. The record is from RefSeq and is a predicted model, not a curated record.
CUUACACACACACCUCUUACACACACACCUUACACACACACACUUACACACACACACUUACACACACACAUUCCAGGGUGUGUCUCGUGAUGCCAAUACCAUUGAAAGCAUUUUAGGUUUUUUACUUCCUUCUUUACUCUCGCUAUAAGAGUUCCUGAUCCAGCGUCUAUCUGAGCCACACAGCGAGUGAUCCAAGUGAAGCACAUAGCUCAUGGCAAGUGCGACUCCCAGUGAGAGUGUGGAUAGUGAGCUGAGCUGCUCCAUCUGCCUGGACACGUUCGUCUGCCCCUCCACACUGAGCUGCGGACACUCGUACUGCAUCCAGUGUCUGGAGGCCGCCUGGGAGACGGCGAGCAGCUUCCGCUGCCCGCAGUGCCGAGCGGCCUUCCCUGUCCGACCCCAGCUGAGGCGGAACGUGGCCCUCGCCAACCUGGCAGAGCAGCUCAGAGCUGAAGAUGUGAUGACCACGGGCGUCGUGUGUGACCACUGCAGAAACGGUCAGACUCCUGCAGUGAAGACCUGCCUGAGAUGUGAGAUGUCUUACUGUGCCACGCACUUGAGGCCACACUUGGACAAUCCCAGGCUAAGAGAACACCGCCUGGUGGAUCCCAUCGCGAACCUGGGGGAGCGACGGUGCCGGCAGCACAGACAGGAGCUCAUUCUUUACUGUCAACAGGAUGAGAGCCUGGUCUGCACAUUUUGCACCAUGGCUGGGGAACAUACAGGGCACGAGGUCAUUACAGUGGAAAAUGCUCAAUGGUCAAAACAGGAGGUGUUUAGACUCGAGAAGACGAUGAGAGAGGAGAAGAAGACUACAGCAGAAUCACGGACACAGCAGCUCAAGGGCGCCUUCAAGCGUGUGCAGGAGUCACUGAAUGGAACCAAAGAGCGGAUCAACAGAGAAUUUAAGCGCAGGAGGGAGCAGCUGAGGGAGGAGGAGAGGGAGGUGCUGGAGCGCGUAGACGAGGAGGGCCGCUCUGUGCUAUCCCGCAUCCAGGCGGACAUCGCUCGCUACGAAAGCAGAACACGGGACCUGGAACAGGAGAUCAACCAGCUGCUCGCCGCCCUCAGCGAGCAGGACCCGCUUUCCUUCCUACAGAAUUCCGUGCAUGAGAAUUUCAGGAGCUCAGUCUCCCAGGGGUCUCAGGAUGACCCAGCCCCCAUCUCCAGCUGUCUGAACCUCGCAAAAGCCAUCUCAGUGGGAGGCGUCCAAUCGAAACUUCUGCCUUUUCUCGAUGGAUGCUCACCAACUCUAGACACAAACUCAGCCCACAACGAACUCCAGAUUUCCUCUGAUCUCAGGACGGUGACAUGGAGCGGUGUCUCCCAGGGUCGCCCCCAUCACCCACAAAGGUUUGAAGUCUAUCGACAAGCUCUGUGCUCCGAGAGCUUCUCGUCGGGUCAGCACUACUGGGAGGUGGACGUGGGGAGCAGUGCGUGGUUGUGUCGGAUUGCAGUCGCAUACGGGACAAUCCCACAGAGAGGAAGUGGUCCUGAGUACCUCCUGGGAGGGAGUGAUGUCUCCUGGAGUCUACAGAAAUAUAACAACAGCUUAUCAGUGUGGCAUGGCGGGGUAGAGACCUUACUGUCAGUGCCAGAGCCUCCGCAGAGAGUCGGGGUUCAUUUGGAUUGGGACGCGGGACUCUUGUCGUUUUACAGCAUCGACUCCAUGGUGCUGUUACACUCAUUUUACCAAACCUUCACUCAACCCCUGUAUCCUGGGCUGUACGUGUGGGGUAAAGUUGGUGACUCAGUGACGAUUGUGGAUCUGAGUCGUGAAUCCUGAGAAAGAUGAAUGUGAACACCGUAGAGAUCUGAUACAACACACGACAAUCACACCAUAAUCACUGUUGCACGCAGUGCUACAUCUGUAACUAGUUGGUGGGCACAGUGGUUUGGAGUGCAUUGCUUCGAUUAGAACGUUGGUGCGUGUAAUUCCUCACAACCUUUUAGGGGUGAUAAAAUAACUACCACUGUGGGCGUGAAGCCAACAUCAAUGUAUUCACCCUGCUUGUGGAUUGUGUUUAUAGUGUCGGGGUGCAAUGUUGAGCAAUCGUUAAAUGGAAUGUGUUUAUAUAGUAGCGGUGUAAUGGAUAGGGGUACAAUGAUUCUGUACUCUAGAAAAUCAAUUAACUGUCUUUAUUCCUGGUGGUGAAUGCAACAGCAUCUAGUGUGUUGUAUAUGUAGGUUAUGAAAAUUUUGAUGAAAAUAAUACAAAUUAAAUUAAAUUUGAAAUUUGCAUAAUUAUCCGAAAUUGUGUUAUUUGAUGUAAUUAUGCGCAUAAAUUAUGCUAAUUUGAGAUAUAAUCGUAUUACUUUAUGCUAGUGUGUGUGAUUAUGCUAAUGCGAGCCGUUAUGACAAUUAGGCCCCGCCUCGUUGACAAGGGUCGGCUAUCAAUCGGGAUAAUGCAAUUCAUCAUAUGAAGUUAUGCAGGUGCUGUGAGCAUGUCAUAUUAAACUCGGCUUCGCUGUUAACUUCGUAUUAUCGAUCAGUAUGAUACAAUUAUUCUCGCUUUAACAUUUAUUGAGUAUGGAUUAGUGUGUUUAUGCCAAGUCUCCAGAUUCAUACCUCAACGCAGAAUACAGUUCUUACGCAUAAUUUUCAGGAAAGAGCACACAACAACUUCUGCAUUAAAUUUUUUUUUAGUAAACCUUAACUCUAAAAGAUGCAACUCUCGGCUUGGAAUUCCAACACAGUAUCAACACAGUAUCAUCACGACUGCAUUGUUUCACUUUGAUAACAGCACAUUGAUUCCUUCCCCCGCGUAACGCGAGCCCAGUUGGUGAGAUAGAGAGAAGCAAAAAAAAACAUGCAUACGCUAUUGUAACAAAAAUCUUAACUUUAUAAUAUGCAAAUUCGUAUACUUGAAAAUUGCCCACACAGUACCGCAUUCAUUCAUAGACCUUCAAGUCAAUUCUUAUCACGGAUCAGUUGAUAUUUAAUGCAUCACCUUGAAAUGGCAACUCUUCUUGAAACCCAAAGAUAACUUUUUGGAACAACCUAAUUUAUCCCGAUAUGCGUGUUGUGUGUCUUCUUUGCCACUUAAUUAAUUCUUUGCAUCAAGCAGACGCCAGGUUUGUCGUGUGGUGGGGGGAGGAUAUACGACCGAUGGUUGGUUGAACUCGCUCGGCGUUUCUCACGCCGCUGGGGGAUGAGCUCGCCGGCACGGCCCUCUCCUGGUGCUGCUCGAACGCUCUCAGUGCUGCUGCAGAUUGACGGGUUGACACGGUGCUGUAGUCGCGGUAUUUCGUCGGUAGAUGGCGCUCACUGUUGCAGCUUUGUUCACGGGCGGCUGGUUAGGCUCUCUGCGCUGCUGGAAGACUGCGCUGCACGUUCUCUCUCUCUCUGUGGAGAGCUCGAACGUGCUCUUCGCUGGUUCUCUGACAGCAGGUUUUCUCCACUGCUGUAAUAGCUGCGCCACUCACGGGCUCUCUCUGUGGAGGCAUUCGAACACGCUCUCUCUGGUUCGCUGAUAGCAGGUUCUCUCCACUGCUGGAUGACUCAAGUCGCACGCACUCUUCGCUGGUUCGCUGACAGCAGGUUCUCUCCACUACUGGAUGACUCAAGUCGGCACACGCUUGGCCGCUGGUUGCAGAAGCUCUUGCUUGGUGCGUCGGUCGCGCUGCAGCUGGACUUGAUGUAGAGCCGGCACUCUAUGUAGAAAUAAAGGUCUUUAAGCGAUACUUUGCCUUUCAGCUCUGAAUCUCACUCACGUUGAUACAUUGUUACUUGGCGAGGCUCGCCAUUCUCAGUUGAUCGCAGGGCUCGUUGGAGCCAGCCGCUCGUGCCCCCUGCUCUGCAGCUCCUGAGCUGACGACCUGUUCAACUCGCUGUGCCUUGUUUGAACUGAACUUUUGAAAUGAUGGUUGAUCCGUUAUAUUCAAAAAAACAUCUCCGCUCUGCACCAUGGAGGGCGUAGCCUGUGUGUGUGUGCGUGUGCGUUCGUGUGUGUGUCAUUCCAUUAAACCAUCCUGGUCCCCCCCAUUCCACCGUACCCUCCCCAAGGCAUCCCUUCACCCGUGGGUCACAGAUGGCCCCCUCCCUGCAACCACAAGCAACUCCUCGCUAGGGGUCAAAUUCCUUUCUCGUGCUGCGGGAAGACAAAGGCGGCCGGGGUCUCUCUUUCUCUCUGGCUGACUCUUGAGAGAGAGAAAACAUACUUUGUCACUGUCCUACCGUGGAUAUCUGGAGAUUCUGUAGACAGUCGUUAACCUUUCCUGCGCCCUGGGAGUUAUUAUUUAUUUAAUUUCAAUUCAAUGGACCUUUCAUGACCUCCACAUGCUGUUUGCUGUGGGACUGGGUUUGUGUUUUUCAUUCAUUAUUUCGGUUAAAAAAUAUAUAUCGGCAAAUAUUAUUGAUAUUAAAGAUGGAAAAAGGGGCCCGUAUACAACAUGUGGUUGGAAUAUAAAAACGAUUAUUACAGAUGCAUUGAGUCUGCGAUUCUCUGUGUGAGUUUGUGUCUCUGUGUGAAUGUAUGGUCUGUGUGUGAGUAUAUGGGCCUCUGUGUGUAUACAACGGCAUUAUAACACUUGUAUCAUUGAUUCCACAUUAAAACAAUUCACAAAUCUAACAAUUUGUACAUUGAAGUUCAUUUGCACCAUACAUAACCACUGCGCUUAUCGAAGGUACGGUGGAAGGGCAACAAACUAAAUACAAAAAGUAGUUUGAAAGAAGUGGGAUUUCAAUCUGGAUGUAAAAGUGCAUAGCGCCAGUGACUUCCUCAUAUCAGAAGGAAGCGUGUUCCAGAUGGACACAGAAGGGCAUCCAAAAACGCACGAUGCAAAUGUAUAUAUAGGGCUUUUUCCAAAAAUAUAUAUUAAGAAUGAUU